AUGAUGAUGUCCGGCUCUCCUAUGGCUGGGUUGGCUCCCUACUCACCCUUCAUGAUGGAGCCGAUGGUGCCGGGGUAUGGGUCCCUAGGCAGGACGGGCUCGCUGUGCACGGCGGCCGACGUGGUCGGCGAUAUGAGCCGCAGCAGCGGCAGCGGCAACGGCAUACUGCACCGCAGCCCCGGGUCGCCCGGCGAGCUAGCCACCAGCCCCCUGACAGCGUCGGAGAUGAUGCUCGGCGCCUCGCUGUUCAGCAGCAGCCACCCCAGCAACGCAGGGCAGCACAGCAGCGGCAGCAGCCACCACGGGGGGCUGGCCGUGCACAGCUCUUCCUCGGACACCGGCUACUUUGGCAGCUCUGCAGGGCUCCCACCCCUGGGGGCCCCCGCCGCCGCCGCAGCCGCGGCCGCCGCGGCCGUGGCCGCGCUCGGCAUGCCCGGCGGCCUCCAGGCUGCCAGCGACGCCGCGGCUGCCGCGCAGCUGCCGCCGUACUACUAUGGUGCCGGCGGCGGGGGCGGCGGCGGCGCGGGCGGUGGCGCCCUGCCGCCCCCGCUGGGCGGCGCGCUGUCGCAGCACGCGGCCGCGAUGGCCGCGGCGGCUGCGGCCGUGCACCACCAACAGCAGCAGAGCCUCAACAGCGCCUUUGGCGGUGCGGCGAGCGGGCUGCCCCCCUACCUCCAGUCCUUCACCUCCGCCGCGGCGCUGGAGGCGGCCGCGUACCGCGAUGCGGCGGCGGCGAGCUCGUUCGCGCGCCACCUGGAGCAGCGCGCGGCGCUGGAGCAGCAGCUGACCGCCGCGGCCUCGAGCGGGCUGCUCGGCCACGGCCUGUCCGGCCCGCUGGGCGCCGCCGUCGCCGCGCACGCACAGGCGCAGGCCCAGGCCCAGGCGCAGGCGCAGCAGGCGGCCAGCAUGCUGCACGCUCAGCAGCAGCACCUGCAGGCGCAGCAGCAGGCGGCCGCGGCGGCGGCGCUCAGCGUGGCGGCCGCCAACGCGGUCAGCGGCAUGCCACUCGCGGCGCAGAUGGGGCGGCUGCGCGUGGCGCACAGCGCUGACCUCAGCACCCUUGGGGGCCACUUGGACCCCCUACAGCUGAUGCAGCAGGCGCAGCAACCGAGGCCUAGGUGUGUGUAUGGGGGGGUGUCGCAGCCGCACAGGACAGGCCGCGGGCGGUUGCAGGCGCCCUCGCGCGGCGGCCGUACGCGCCCCCACCUGCCUGGGCGCGCAGUCGCCUGA
This is a messenger RNA of Monoraphidium neglectum, 1230 nucleotides long. RefSeq lists its product as hypothetical. Bases 1 to 1230 code for a protein of 409 amino acids. NCBI's taxonomy places the organism in Eukaryota, Viridiplantae, Chlorophyta, Chlorophyceae, Sphaeropleales, Selenastraceae. The transcript has a single exon. The record is from RefSeq and is a predicted model, not a curated record.